Heteronotia binoei (common prickly gecko) is the source of this 3730-nucleotide messenger RNA. RefSeq names its product TLE family member 3, transcriptional corepressor (gene TLE3). NCBI's taxonomy places the organism in Eukaryota, Metazoa, Chordata, Lepidosauria, Squamata, Gekkonidae. The coding region runs from base 22 to 2352 and encodes 776 amino acids. The record is from RefSeq and is a predicted model, not a curated record. Gene Ontology annotation, biological process: negative regulation of canonical Wnt signaling pathway; regulation of DNA-templated transcription. Gene Ontology annotation, molecular function: transcription corepressor activity; protein binding. Gene Ontology annotation, cellular component: transcription regulator complex; nucleus. The transcript is spliced from 20 exons.
UUGUCCCGGCCGGGCCCGGCCAUGUAUCCCCAAGGGCGGCACCCGGCACCCCACCAGCCCGGCCAGCCCGGCUUCAAAUUCACCGUGGCCGAAUCCUGCGACCGGAUCAAAGACGAGUUCCAGUUCCUCCAGGCCCAGUACCACAGUCUUAAAGUGGAAUACGAUAAGCUUGCAAACGAAAAGACAGAAAUGCAACGCCAUUACGUGAUGUACUACGAAAUGUCUUACGGUUUGAACAUAGAAAUGCACAAGCAGACAGAGAUCGCUAAAAGGCUGAACACGAUUCUCGCCCAGAUUAUGCCUUUUCUUUCACAAGAGCACCAACAGCAAGUGGCCCAAGCUGUUGAACGUGCCAAACAGGUCACCAUGACCGAGCUGAACGCCAUCAUCGGGGUACGUGGAGUUCCCAAUCUGCCUCUCACCCAGCAGCAGCUCCAGGCUCAGCACCUCUCCCACGCAGCCCACGGCCCCCCGGUGCAACUGCCCCCCCACCCGUCUGGUCUGCAGCCGCCGGGGAUCCCGCCCAUCACGGGGAGCAGCUCGGGGUUGCUGGCGCUGGGGGCGCUGGGCAGCCAGGCCCACCUGACGGUCAAGGAUGAGAAAAACCACCACGACCUGGACCCUCGAGAUCGUGACUCCAGCGCAAACAACUCAGUCUCUCCUUCUGAGAGCCUGAGAGCCAGUGAGAAGCACAGGAGCUCCACAGACUAUGGCCUCGAGCCCAAGAAGCGGAAGGCCGAGGAGAAAGACAGCCUGAGCCGAUAUGACAGCGACGGGGACAAGAGCGAUGACCUCGUGGUGGACGUCUCCAAUGAGGAUCCUGCGACCCCCCGCGUGAGCCCUGCUCAUUCGCCUCCAGAAAACGGAAUCGACAAAGCCCGGGGGCUGAAGAAGGACGCCCCCAACAGCCCCGCCUCAGUCGCCUCCUCCAGCAGCACACCCUCCUCCAAAACGAAAGACCUCGGCCACAACGAUAAAGCCUCCACCCCUGGGCUGAAAUCGAACACUCCCACGCUGAGGAACGAUGCGCCGACGCCAGGGACAAGUAGCACCCCAGGGCUGCGGCCGAUGCCGGGCAAGCCAUCUGGAAUGGAUCCUUUGGCCUCUGCCCUGAGGACGCCCAUCUCGAUCGCAGGCUCUUACGCCACCCCCUUUGCCAUGAUGGGGCAUCAUGAGAUGAACGGCUCCCUGGCCAGCCCCGGGGCCUACACGGGCCUUCACAGCAUCCCCCCCCAGAUGGCUGCUGCUGCCGCCGCCGCCUACGGCCGCUCUCCCAUGGUGAGCUUUGGAGCUGUUGGCUUCGAGCCCCACCCUCCCAUGAGAGCCCCUGUGCUGCCCACUACCCUGGCAUCUAUUCCUGGUGGAAAGCCGGCCUACUCAUUUCACGUGAGCGCUGAUGGCCAGAUGCAGCCCGUCCCCUUCCCGCACGACGCCCUUGCUGGCCCCGGCAUCCCCCGACAUGCCCGCCAGAUCAACACGCUGAGCCACGGGGAGGUGGUCUGCGCCGUCACCAUCAGCAACCCGACCCGCCACGUCUACACGGGUGGGAAGGGAUGCGUGAAGAUCUGGGAUAUCAGCCAGCCGGGCAGCAAGAGCCCCGUCUCACAGCUGGACUGCUUGAACCGAGACAACUACAUCCGCUCCUGCAAGCUCCUCCCCGACGGGCGCACGCUGAUCGUGGGUGGGGAGGCCAGCACACUCACCAUCUGGGACCUGGCCUCUCCCACCCCCCGGAUCAAGGCCGAGCUGACCUCUUCCGCCCCUGCCUGCUACGCCCUGGCCAUCAGCCCUGACGCCAAAGUCUGCUUCUCCUGCUGCAGCGAUGGGAACAUCGCCGUCUGGGAUCUCCACAACCAGACCCUGGUCAGGCAAUUCCAAGGACACACCGACGGAGCCAGCUGCAUCGACAUUUCUCACGACGGCACCAAACUGUGGACGGGAGGCUUGGACAACACGGUGCGCUCCUGGGAUCUCCGGGAAGGCCGGCAGCUGCAGCAGCACGACUUCACCUCCCAGAUCUUCUCGCUGGGGUACUGCCCAACAGGGGAAUGGCUUGCUGUGGGCAUGGAGAGCAGCAACGUGGAAGUUCUUCACCACACCAAGCCUGACAAGUACCAGCUCCACCUUCACGAAAGCUGCGUCCUCUCCCUGAAGUUUGCAUAUUGUGGGAAGUGGUUUGUGAGCACCGGCAAAGACAACCUUCUCAACGCCUGGAGGACUCCUUACGGAGCAAGCAUAUUCCAGUCGAAAGAAUCUUCCUCAGUCUUAAGCUGCGACAUCUCGGCCGAUGACAAAUACAUUGUCACGGGCUCGGGAGACAAGAAGGCCACCGUCUACGAGGUGAUCUACUGACCUGGGGGGCUUCUGGGCAGCCAUCACGCUCCGAGAGGGCUGGUGAGAAGGUGGAUCUCUUCCAGUGGGGGCCGGCAGAACGAAAGGGGGGAAGAAGCGCACGCCUUCCCGGCCCGCGGCCUGUGGAGCUGCGUCACCUGCGCGUGGGUUUCCCGUCGUGAUUUUGGAGUCGUUCUGUGGAUUUUGGAUCCCUUGGGAGCUGCAGAGAUUUCCCUGAGGGUUCCUUACAAGAUUAUUUCUCCCCCCCCCCCCCCUCCUGCCCUGGAUUUUCACUUAUUUUGGUUCUCAUGUCUGUGAUCAAGAGACUGGCCCUCAGCGGAGAUGCUUUGGUUUUUUUCUUUGUUCUCUCCAUGAGACUUGUGGGAAAUGUAAAUAGCCGAAACGUUUAGUAGGGUGAGGGACACUGUCCGUCUGGUACCCUGGCUGUGUUUUUUUUCUUUGGUCUGCUGUAAUUAUAUUCAUUGGUGUUUUUUGAGGGGGAGGGUGGGGUGGCCCUCCUUUUCCUCCCUGACCACUCCCGCCUCCGAGCUUUGGCAUGGUGACGCUCUCUGGAUCUGUCCCCUGAGGAACUCUCUUGGCUGCUGUGCCCACGACCCGUCUCGCUCUGUUCUCCUGCGACGCAGCCGGGUUUGAGAGAGCAGCUGGAUCUUUCCCCUGAUUAUGGCAGCUCAGACAGAACAGUUGCAUUCUUCUGUGGUUCUGUUUUUUUAAAAAAAAUUGGGACACUUUGUGAUUUUGAAGCAAGCGAGUCCACGUCCCGCUGGCCCUCCGGCAACGUCCAUCGCAACCUUCGGGCCGAAGACACCGAUAUGGAAGAGCUUUUUCCACAAAGCAAAAUACCCUUUCGACAAUUGCUCAGGGAACCAAGAAAACAAAAUAAUAGCAACUUGUGUGGGAUUUUUUUUUUUUUACUUCAAUGAAAGUAAAGUCAUAGAAAUGGUAACAUUUAAGUGCAGGUUUUGGUUUUCCUUUUCUAAAACAAAACGUUUACUGACAUCUGGUUUCUGUACGGUGGGGGCGUGUGUGUGUGGGAGGGUGCCGUUCAGUCAGGUUUUCUGUGGCUUUGGCAAUCUCACUUUCGGCCUUUGGGCACAAACCGAAGUUGGGGGGAGGGAGUGGGGAGCCCGUCUUCUGGCCUUUUUGUAGUUAAAGGGGCAAAUAAAAUUUAAACACGGGAAAAAUCUACGUAUUUGUGUAGCAAAAAAGAUCCUGCCCUGUAAUGUAGCAUAUGGAAAGAGAUUUUUAUACCACAUUUUUAUGGAUUAUUUUUUAAUUUUUUGCUUUUGAUCUGGUUUUAAAAGACAAAACAAUCUAACUACGGCUCGAAGGUGGAAAAACUGCCUGUUUUUAUUAAAGGCUAUGCUGGCGCAUAAAGGAA